CACCAAGGUAUGAGUAAGAUCUCUCAAAAAUCUGCCUUCAUCCGCAACUGAAAUGGCGAAUACCCAUAUUUUUCUCCUUCUUUGAAUAAAGCAAGAACUCUUCUUGAGUUCUGUGUAGUUAUUUUUUUACUUUUUUAUCGAAUACUGCUUUUUAUGGGAUUUGUUUUGACGCUUCUGCUGACACGAAAGUGUUUUCUAUUAUAGGAUUCAACAUGGUGCGAAUUAAUGUAUUAAGCGACGCUCUCAAUUCCAUAUGCAAUGCUGAAAGACGAGGAAAGCGUCAAGUUCUUCUACGGCCCUCCUCGAAGGUUAUAAUCAAGUUUUUAACCGUGAUGAUGAAACACGGUGAGUGACUCGAAACUUUGUUUUUCCCCAAUGUAGCAUUUAAGAAAUCUACCCAUUAAUGUUCCUCGAACACGUGGUUAUACUGCAUAUAAAUACAGCAAGGGUAGUUUAAAGGUAAUCCAGUCUUACGGCCUUCGCAUAUCUCAUGGUCCUUUUCUCGUUAUUUGAUUUUUCACCGAAAAGUGUGUCAAUUUUGACCCAAGCUUUCAAACUGUUCUUCUCUAUCAGCUAGGUCAGAUGAACGGCCUGGUUACGACCUGUAGGAGUGCAUGUAAAUUCUUAUCGCGCAUUAUUUUGACAAUUUGGCCAAGAAUUGUGGUUGGAGAUAUUUUGUUGAGCACUUUUUACCAUAUGAUAGAUUUUGAUGCAUAACAAUGUAAAAUAUUAUUUGUGGUGGGAAAUUGGGAAUUGUAUCUCUCUGUAUGGGUUUUCCCCUGAAGGAUCGCCACCUUGUCAGUAGGCUUGAGUGCCUUGGAGACCCCUAGAACUAUGCUGGCGGGAGGUUUGUCUCCUGGUAGGGCUACCCAAGCCUGACAGGUCGAAGGGUAGAGGUCUAAUGAAGUGUGAUCCACUGGUCUUCCAGGUUAGGGGGUUGGGCACAGGGCUAACAACCCUGUCCUGUAAAACACCCAUGUUACGGAAAUGGCAAAAUGCUGCCCUACAUGCCACACGGCAUAAUGGGCAUGAGUGAGUGUGAGUGUGUGUGGUUUUUUGACACCUCAAGUGUAUAUAACCUUUUACUAUCACAACUGAUGGUUUUGUAUAUUAUUUUGCUCAUCUCAGGUUAUAUUGGUGAAUUUGAAAUUGUGGAUGAUCACAGAUCAGGCAAGAUUGUUGUUAACCUUACUGGACGUUUGAACAAGGUUAGUACUGUAUUGUCGCUAUGCAGAUAGAGGUGAAAAGAGAUUAUUUGAGUGAUGAAAGUCUUGCACUAAACAGUCUUAAACACUUAAAAAAAAAAAACAAAAAUUAACCAUCAUGAAAAAUUUGCCAUUUUGGGCUACCUCCUCCAGGUAUUGCAGAAGUUGCUUACUAAGUGUUGUUUUGUAGUGGAAGAAAACUACUUUAUAAAUACAAGAUAAUUUGGUUCUAUCAACUGAGCAAAGGAUAGUGCACAAAGGGUGAGUAAGUUGCAUUAUCAACUCGGGUUGUAAAAUCAAAUUAUCUUGUAUUACCUUCCAUCAACACAACACCACAUUUUCUUUAGAAACUUUCCUCCUUUAUUCAUUUAUUUCAUAAAUGAUCUUUACAGAGAAAAGCAAAACCACUGAUUUCUUUGAAACUCUUUCUGCUGUGAUUGUUUCUUUUUCCCCAUGUUCUUUGUUCUCGUAGGAUCCAUAUCUUUAUACUCAUAAGUACAUUUAGGGCAGUAUUUCAGUCAUAUAGAGUACAUAAAGGAGUUUCUCUGAUAUGAUCAACCAAUAAUUUUGGUACUGUUUUCUUUUUCUUUUUUUCAGUGUGGUGUCAUAAGUCCUCGCUAUGACUUGAAAGUUCAUGACAUUGAACAGUGGGCAAGCAAUCUUCUACCAUCAAGACAGUUUGGGUAAGUAUUAGUAUUGCUAAGAUGAAAGUAUUUCAGACUAAAUGGAAGACUUCAGCAGUAUUGCAUUAGGUUUAGAACCAUGUAUCUGAAGGGUCAAUAGUGCCAGCCACCCUUUAAAUUACAAUUCACUUGAUGUCCCAGUAGUUUUUGUUGUUGGACAGCAAUUUGCAUGGAUGGUUGUUUUUCCCCCCUUUCAAACAACUAGGCCGGGAAUCAAAGAUGGAAUUUACAUUGUUUGAAAUGAAGCUUUGUUUAUGCUCCUUCAAUAACUUGCCAGUGACAUCAAAUGGUAAAUGGUUUUAAGCGGCAAUCCAUUUCCUAGUGUGACUCUCCAGGUGAGUUUAGUGAGGAUAUGGCCCACUGGAGACACUGACUGAUUGUGCAAGUGGGCAAGAGAAAAGAUUUGUUUCUUGUUUCUUAGAUGAUGACACAGCAAGAGUACUUGCUCAUAAAAUAGUUGCCUUUUUUUAAUUUAAUGCCAACAUUGUUGUUGCAGAUACCUUGUGAUCACCACAUCGAGUGGCAUCAUGGAUCAUGAAGAAGCCAGAAGAAAGCACACUGGUGGAAAACUUCUUGGGUUUUUCUACUGACUGAAAUCGUUAUAAAUAAACAGAGAAAAAUUCUGUGUAAAGCCUUUUUUUGGAUUCACUUGGUUGUAUAUGUUGCAGUUCUCACUGAUGGAAAUUUUCUUGUCCCCCUGCAAAGCUGAUGCUCAGAUUAGUA
This is a messenger RNA of Pocillopora meandrina, 2611 nucleotides long. Lineage: Eukaryota; Metazoa; Cnidaria; Anthozoa; Scleractinia; Pocilloporidae. The record is from the annotation of a GenBank genome assembly.